Leptosomus discolor (cuckoo roller) is the source of this 540-nucleotide messenger RNA. The record is from RefSeq and is a predicted model, not a curated record. Lineage: Eukaryota; Metazoa; Chordata; Aves; Leptosomiformes; Leptosomidae.
GUCGGGGAGCAGGUUGGGGGCUCAGGGCUCAACCUCCUCAUCAACAAUGCUGGGAUGCUGAUAAACAGCACACUUGAUACUGAGACGCUGGAGAGCAUGACCCAGACUUACAUCACCAACACAGUUGCACCUCUGCUGCUGAGUCAGGCGUUCCUGCCCUUGCUGAAGAAGUCUGCCCAGGGGAGCCCAAGCUCGGCACUGAGCUGCAGCAAGGCAGCCAUCAUCAAUAUGUCCAGCACUGCUGGCUCCAUUGAGAAAGCCUCGAUCUGGAAUCAGACACUUCUUGUCUCAUACCGCUGCAGCAAGGCUGCUCUGAACAUGCUGACCAAGUGCCAGUCCCUGGGGUACCGGGAGCACGGAGUCCUCUGCGCUGCUCUGCACCCUGGCUGGGUGCAAACCGAUAUGGGGAGCUCUGUCGGACACAUGCCCCCCGUGACAGUGGACGCCAGUGUGCGAGGGAUGCUGAAGGUGCUCUCCUCCCUCUCUGAGAAGGACACCGGCACCUUCCUGGACUGGGAAGGGAAGGUCGUGCCCUGGUGA